CGCUCGACUCGCUCAGACGAAGCACAGCUAGCUCGUAGCGCACUCGGCACCUCUCCAGCCCAGCAUCAAGCUCGCCCAUCUCGUCCCUUGAGCCGCCGCCGCCUCGGUCGACGUCCUCAUCGCCCUCCCCGACCUCAUCCUCAUCUCGCACCGCCCAUACCACGCCUGAACAGCAACCAUGAGCGGCCCUGAAACCGGUGGACGCUACUCCUUCUCGCUCACCACCUUCUCGCCGUCGGGCAAGCUCGUCCAGAUCGAGCAUGCCCUCGCUGCAGUCGGCCAGGGCACUACCAGCCUCGGCAUCAAGGCGACCAACGGCAUCGUCCUCGCGACCUCGAAGAAGGCGCCGUCACCUCUAGUCGACGACUCGAUGCUCGAGAAGGUCGCCCUCAUCUGCCCCAACAUCGGCAUGGUCUACUCGGGCAUGGGUCCCGACUUCCGCGUCCUCGUCGCAAAGGCCCGCAAGUCAGCCCAGGCCUACUGGAAGAUCUACGGCGAGUACCCGAGCACGCGCGUCAUGGUGGGCGAGAUUGCGACCGUCAUGCAGGACGCGACUCAGUCUGGCGGUGUCCGGCCAUUCGGCGUCUCGCUUCUCGUCGCCGGGUUCGACAACGCACGAGGCCACACGCUGUACCAGGUCGACCCAUCGGGCUCGUUCUGGGCGUGGAAGGCGAGCGCCAUUGGCAAGAACCAGACCAACGCCAAGACGUUCCUCGAGAAGCGGUACAACGACGACCUCUCGCUCGAGGACGCGAUCCACACGGCGCUCCUCACGCUCAAGGAAGGGUUCGAGGGCGUCAUGGACGAGAAGACGAUCGAGAUUGGCGUCAUCACGACGAGCCCGACCGAGGAGGGCGUCGUCUCGGUCGGCCACGGUACCGGGCUCAAGGGCCAGCCUGGGUUCAGGAAGCUGUCCGAGGCAGAGGUCGCAGACUACCUGCAGCUGUAGACAAGCAGCAGAUUGUGCAACGAGAACGAGCGGUUUCGGCUGUACC
This is a messenger RNA of Rhodotorula graminis WP1, 995 nucleotides long. RefSeq lists its product as uncharacterized. Gene Ontology annotation, biological process: ubiquitin-dependent protein catabolic process. The transcript has 7 exons. The record is from RefSeq and is a predicted model, not a curated record. Lineage: Eukaryota; Fungi; Basidiomycota; Microbotryomycetes; Sporidiobolales; Sporidiobolaceae. Gene Ontology annotation, cellular component: proteasome core complex; proteasome core complex, alpha-subunit complex. Bases 179 to 949 code for a protein of 256 amino acids.